UGUAGAAAGGGCCAGGAGAGUGUUACUCGCGGUCAUCCGGGCUUGGGCCUUUUAUCUUGGCGCUGCUGGGGAGGCGGGAGGAGGAGACACCGGGGGUGGCCCUGAGCGUCGGCGACACCUUUCCGGGGCUCUAUAAAUUGAGCACCUGGGAUGGGUAAGGGGCCAAAGCCACCACCGCCUCCCGCAGUCACAGUCCGGCCACUGACCUCAGCAUCGCCAGCAGGCAGCGGCCGCCAGCAGCGGGAACGCUGAGCUACCCAGCAGCAGGGGAUCUCGAGGCGCCAGAGGAGGUGGGUGCCUCCUCCCCAUCUCUGCCCCGGCCAGGGCUCGACCCACGGACCACGCGCCGCCAUCGCGAGCUUCCGGACGCCCAAGCCAGGGGAAGCCGCGCAUCCCGUAGGGCCGGGCUGCGAGCGAGACUAGAGUUGGUGAGGGCGGAAGAGGAGCGGGGAAUCCCGCCGCACCGGCUAUAGCCAGGCCCCCAGCGCGUGAAGGCGGACACUCCCUCGCCCCAGCCGGCCAGCCCGUGCCUCUGCGUCCCUGUGCUUCGGCGCCCGCGCGGCCACCAUGAUGCAAAUCUGCGACACCUACAACCAGAAGCACUCGCUCUUUAACGCCAUGAACCGCUUCAUCGGUGCCGUGAACAACAUGGACCAGACGGUGAUGGUGCCCAGCCUGCUACGCGACGUGCCCCUGGCCGAGCCCGGGCUGGAUAACGACGUCAGCGUGGAGGUAGGCGGCAGUGGCGGCUGCCUGGAGGAGCGCACGCCCCCGGCCCCCAGUCCCGGCAGCGCCAAUGGCAGCUUUUUCGCGCCCUCCCGGGACAUGUACAGCCACUACAUGCUGCUCAAGUCCAUCCGCAACGACAUCGAGUGGGGGGUCCUUCACCAGCCGCCGCCGGCGGGGAGCGAGGAGGGCAGCACCUGGAAGUCCAAGGACAUCCUGGUGGACCUGAGCCACCUGGAGGGCGCGGACACCGGCGAGGAGGACCUGGAACAGCAGUUCCACUACCACCUGCGCGGGCUGCACACUGUGCUCUCCAAACUCACACGCAAAGCCAACAUCCUCACUAACAGAUACAAGCAGGAGAUCGGCUUCAGCAAUUGGGGCCACUGAGGCGGGACGCCCGCGGGUUGCCCCGCACCCUUCCCGGCCCCACCUCUCACCCUCUCUUUCCUCAGAGCUGUUUCUUUCUGGCUGUAGAGCACUAUGGGCUGACUGCAAAGUUGGGGGGCUGCGUACGUGCAGGGGGCGCGGCGGGGCUGCAUGGAAGCGGGGACCUCUUUUGGAAGAGCAGAGCAAAGUGGUGGCGGAAGAGAGGGGGCUCAAGGAUCUCCCUCCGGCGGGGUGGGGGCGGGGCGUGGCGGCUGUGUUCUAACCUGGUGGGAAUGGGACUGAGCUGACGCCCUGCCUUCAGCCUGUGCCUUUCCCGGACUUUCUUUUCUGUUCUUUCGGAGGAGAAGGGGCCAUGCCUGGGCGCGGCGCUGGGUUGCCACACUUGGGAGCGCCGCCGGAGCUGGGCGCUGGGAAGGCGGGGCGCGCAGGCUCCUGCCGCCCUGCCGUUGGGCUGGCGGAGGCCGCAGCGUUGCUAGGAUUGCAUCAGUUUUCCUGUUUGCACUACUUCUUUUUGUAACAGUGGCCCUUUCUUAAGUAUUUCGAAUCUCCUCCUUGCUCUGAAACUUGAGCGAUUCCAUUGUGAUAAGCGCACAAACAGCACCGAGUGUCGGUAACCGGUACUACUUUAUUAAUGAUUUUCUGUUACACUGUAUAGUUGUCCUGUGGCACCCCUACCCCAUCCCUUUCUCGCCACCCUUUCUCCCACCCCACCCCAGUGUGUGUAAGUUGGCACUGUGCCAGCUUGCACGAAGCUUGCCACUCCGCCAGUGAAAAUAAUAACAUUAUUAUGAGAAAGUGGACUUAUCUGAAAUGGAACUAACUGACAUUCUAUCCGUGUGGGACAUAGAAUGAUGAAGGGUUCCACUGUUGUUAUAUGUCUUAAAUUUAUUUAAAACUUUUUUAAUCCAGAUGUAGACUAUAUUCUAAAAAAUAAAAAAAGCAAAUGUGUUCACGAAA
Messenger RNA from Equus caballus (horse), 2073 nucleotides. RefSeq names its product MID1 interacting protein 1 (gene MID1IP1). Gene Ontology annotation, cellular component: cytosol. Gene Ontology annotation, biological process: regulation of lipid biosynthetic process. NCBI's taxonomy places the organism in Eukaryota, Metazoa, Chordata, Mammalia, Perissodactyla, Equidae. The record is from RefSeq and is a predicted model, not a curated record.